Messenger RNA from Impatiens glandulifera, 2079 nucleotides. RefSeq names its product transcription factor VOZ1-like. Bases 298 to 1797 code for a protein of 499 amino acids. The record is from RefSeq and is a predicted model, not a curated record. NCBI's taxonomy places the organism in Eukaryota, Viridiplantae, Streptophyta, Magnoliopsida, Ericales, Balsaminaceae. Gene Ontology annotation, biological process: positive regulation of long-day photoperiodism, flowering; regulation of DNA-templated transcription. The transcript has 6 exons.
AAAAAAUAGCAUACGUGAUUCUUCUCACAAGCUUUUGCCGCGUAGAGGUUUGCCGGCACGUAGAUAUAGCCCCUUCGCCGGAGGGAAAUAGAGAGAGAGAGAGUGAAGCGGCCACCUGUAGUAAAGGCAGUCAACCAGAGUCUCCGCGAAUUCUCCUCUCUUAAGCACAUACUCAAAUCGUCUCAUCUUCAACAGCUUUUCUUGACCUCGUGGAUGUGAUCCGAAAUGAAUUAGGGUUUCUUAGUUUGAUUUCCUUUCCCGAAGUUUUGUCCGGAGGAAUUAAACUAUCAUUUGUCCAUGGGUAAAAAUUCGAAGAAUGGCGGAUGUAAGUCCUCGUCGCAUCAUCUGUACAAGGACAGGGCGAAGAAUCGAGUGGAAGAUCUUCAUGGUAUGUUCACGGAUCUACAAUCUGCAAGGAAAGAGAGCCGCACGAUUGAUGUGGCCGUACUGGAAGAGCAGGUUCAUCAGAUGCUCCGCGAGUGGAAGGCUGAACUCAACGAGCCAUCUCCAGCUUGUUCAUUGCAGCAGCAGGAAGGAAGUCUGGGUUCCUUUUCCACUGACAUUUAUAGGCUCCUCCACCUCUGUGAGGAAGAAGAUGAUGCUACUAGUGCUCUAGCUGCUCCAAAGCCUGAACCAGAUAAUCACAAAGUUGGGUUUGGCAAUGGCUCUAUGUUUCAAGAGGUGGGGUUCCCUAUGAAUCAUGGAUCACGGCAACAAGAGUUUCAGUUGGGACCUCAAUGCAAAAGCUUCCCUUCAGGAGUUCAAAAUAUAGGGGUGAAUAAUUUGGAUUUUGCAGCUCAAUUGGACUAUCAAACAUAUGAGUUGCACCAAGAUGAUAAUCCCAAGUAUUUUAGUUUUGAUGACAUGGCUCUAUAUCGAGAAGAUACUCCUGCAUGUCACAUUCCUGGUUUCUUCCAAAACAUUUGUCUUCCACCUUCAGCUUUCUUGGGUCCUAAAUGUGCUCUUUGGGAUUGUCCAAGGCCUGCUCAAGAAUGUCAAGUAUAUUGCAGUACCUUUCAUGCUGCACUAGCACUAAAUGAGGGUCCACCUGGUAUGACUCCUGUCCUGCGACCGGGUGGAAUUGGUCUGAAAGACGGUUUACUGUUUGCUGCCCUCACUGCAAAAGCACAGGGAAAAGAUGUAGGCGUUCCAGAAUGUGAGGGAGCAGCAACUACUAAGUCCCCGUGGAAUGCUCCUGAGCUCUUUGAUCUUACUGUUCUGGAAGGCGAAACAAUUAGAGAAUGGCUAUUUUUCGACAAACCUAGGAGAGCAUUUGAGAGUGGGAACAGAAAGCAGAGGUCAUUACCAGAUUAUAAUGGUCGUGGUUGGCAUGAGUCGAGAAAGCAAAUAAUGAAUGAAUACGGGGGACUUAAGAGAUCCUACUAUAUGGAUCCACAGCCAAGGAAAGAUUUUGAAUGGCAUCUUUACGAGUACGAGAUCAAUAAAUGUGAUGUUUGUGCUUUGUAUAGACUGGAAUUUAAGCAAGUUGAUGGGAAGAAGACUACUAAAUCAAAGGUAACAACAACCGAUUCAGUUGUUGACCUGCAGAAACAAUUGGGAAGGCUUACUGCUGAAUUUCCGAACCGUAAGGGUGGGGGAAAGAUGAAGACAAACUUGAAGAAGGUGGUUGGUGCUGGAAAUAUUUAUAAUACCACAACACCAAGCAGAAGAGUGAUGCCAGCGGAUGAAGGAUUUGAGUAUGCAACAACAACAAGAACAACAGGAACAGGUCCACCACCAUAUAAUAAUAAUAAUAAUAACUCUCUUGUUGAUAAUUUAAAUGGUUAUUAUAUAUAAUGAAAUGAGACGAGGAGAUUACUACACCAAGGAAUAAGGGUAAUACAAUCUUAUUAACAUUGUCAUGUAAAUCCCCACCAAUAUUAGACUAUAUCUAAGCAGCUGAACCUGUUGGCUGCAUACAGAUUUUCUCCUUUUCAUAUUCUUCAAGCGGAGAUUAUGUUAAUAUGUAAAUUGUCAUUUGGAGGAGCUCUUUGCAUCAUUAUUAAAACGCAUGUUUAUGAUGCUUUAUUGGGGGGAAAUGUUUUUCUGAUGGCAGUAUAAUUGAAAUCUUUUUUAUUA